UUGGGGGUCCUGGGCUCAGAAGUUGGAUCUUUCUGAGUUGCAUAUGCCACAGAAGAAAGGUAUAUAUCGGAGGAGGCCCCUGAAGUUUCAGGAAGACUGCCAGAUUAAGAUCAAGGUAGUGGUUCAAGGAUCAAGGUAGUGGUUCAAGAGUCAAGGGGGGAAAAAGUGGCCCCCUCCCUCACUGCAAAAUGGAGAUGGUUUUAUUUUAAUGAGAGAUGGAAUGUGCCAGGGCUGUAGGAACCAGGCACCCUCCCUCUCUGGUGAGUCACCCUCUCUCCAGGGUCCGAGAAGCUGGGACUUGACUCUGGGCCAGGUUUCUUUGCCCUACAGGCUGGGGAGCCUAGUCCGCUCCCUCCCUGGGGAUUACGCUAACUGGAGAAGCGGAGAUUUCACCCAGUACACAGCUUCCCUGUACAACCACGCUGGCUCGAGUGAAAUGGCUCUGGCUCCAGGCUGGAAAGUCUGGCAUCCUCAGGACCCUCUCGUCUUGCCCCCUUCUUGCCAGUUGCCCUGGCUCUUGGGGUGCUUAUCUCUGCUGAUGCUCCUCGCUUGAAAACCCACAUUUGGCACCCUCUAGCUAAACACAGCACAAAAAACGGAGAUCAAAGCAUUUGUAUGAGCAGUGGUGCGGGAGGUGAAUAUUUAACGCUUUUGUUCAUCAAUAACUCAUUGGCUUUGACCUGUCUGAACAAGUCGAGCAAUAAGGUGAAAUGCAGGUCACAGCGUCUAACAAAUAUGAAAAUGUGUACCCUCACUGUCUCCCCACCCUACCCAGCAGGCUCCCCCAAUUUGCCUGGAUAAAGCCUAGACCCAGUGUCCCCAAGAUGGGGAGUGUGGGGGAACAUUUGGCACUAGGGGUAGUUGGGGGGAAUCUCCCUGGGACAAGGGACGUAGGCUUGGGGCAGCCUCAGAGCUCUUGUUAGAAUUGGCACCAGGAAAUCCCUACAAAAUCGCUAAAGCACUGGAACCAACGGAUUGGGGUGGGGGGAGUGUGCAAAGUGCAUUGUAGAAGCAGGCAGCCAAUUUUGCCAGGCUGGGGGGCAGAGGGGAGUCUGCCUGCUCCGCCCCACCAGGCCAAAACAAAUUUUUGAAACAUGAGUGGAAAAACAAAACAAUCAAAAAACAUUUUAAUGCCUCUGCCCCACAGUCAGGGAUCCCAAAGCCCCACUCAAUCCUGAGCAUCCCUCUGCCCCCGAAAUUCAUCCGGGCCUUGGGCGCGUCUGUGCUCUCGGUGCCCUGAAUGGAGGGGUGAGCCCCAGACAGUGCUGAAGCGCUGGGGCAGGCACGCAAUUCGUGAACUUUUGUACUCUUGUGUGCUGCUGUCGGCAAAGCAAAAAUAAUGAAACUUUGUGAUAUGUUUGUAAAUGAUUUUGAAUGACCCCUCACCCUGCCCUUCACCAUUAGUGCAUUGGCCCCAGCCCAGGGCAGCUUGGUGCCUGCAAGCAGCUUCUGCCUCGGGGUCUGCAGCAGCAGCAGCAGGACGGAGAGGCCAGCCGGGCUCAGGGCCCAGGAAGGUAAAUGCGCGACUUCUUGAAGAACUAGCUUUGUCAGCCAACCUGGCUCACCCCGGCAGGAGAAAAAAAUAGUGGAUGGAGAAUAUUCCCCUCUUGCCUUUCUUCUGUCACUGAGGGCAUUUGCUCCUUUCUGGAAAAUGCCACUUGAUAAGGGGGGAGGGAUAUUGGAUUUGGAGAAAGAGGAAUAAUAAAACCGCCAUUUCUGGGAUGAAUAUUUUUUCUUCCCUAAGAAGACUGUUCUGGCUCCCUGGCUGCUUGGUAACCCCCGCCCUAGUGAAAGGGUGGGGAACUCAUUGCUGCCAAUUGCCACCAAGCCCUUCAGGCUACCUGAACCAUCUUUGAAAAUGCCAGGGGCUGUGUCGGGCUGGUGGUGGCUCCGAGGAAGAGGCCAAGGCUAGCAGCGGUCUGGGUGCCCAAUUUGGGUGGAACUUGAACGUAGUAACGUUGUCUAUAUAUACCCUGUAGAACCGAAUUUGUGUGGUAUCCACAUAGUCACAGAUUCGAUUCUAGGGGAAUAUAUGGUCGAUGCAAAAACUUCACUUUUCUCCAAAAUAGCCUGAGUCAGAAGGAGAGGCCAGAAACAGCCGGGGCGGGUCAACCACCUCUUUCUCUUUUAUUACGUUGGACUCCAGGAUGAUCAGCGGAUCGACUGAGCCUGGUGACAGAGAGCACCCUUUUCUUCAAGAAGCACCUCACCUUUAUACGGAGGCUCCUGUGUAAACACCUAAUUGGUUGCAGGAAUUCGGAGCCAAAGGGCUAGGUUUUGGAGGGCUGGGGAGUGCGGUGGGAGGCCAGGUAGCCCCAGCUCGGCCCUCAAGGAGCAUGAGGUUGGAGGGUGCCCCAUGAGGGGCUCACUGGCCUUUGAGUGUCCUGUGAGAAGGAAGCGAGCUGGAAAGAAGGAGUGCAGAGUCCUUUUGGGGUCCAUUUGGGUGGGGUGGGGUACCCUCGCCAUCUUCCUGGCACACCUCUCAGCUUCACGGGCAGAGGCAGGGGGAACCUCUUGCCAUACCUGAAAGGCCUGGCUUUGGCUAGAAUUACCCCAGCUCGGGCACUCACAGAAAGCUGGGCGGUUACUCAUUGCCUAAAUGGAUUCAGGCCAGCCAGAUUGUAGUAACUUUUGGGUGACCCUGAGGAAGACAAAGCCGGGACUGAGCCUUUGUAUGGCAGUCCCCGUUCCCGCGGCCGGCCGGGCUGGCGGGAGCUCUGCCUGCUGGGGUAUUCUGCCCAACUCUGAGCUGCCUCACCCACCUGCCUUUUGGUGCCUACACUCCAACGGAUAUUCGGAUUCAGUCCACUUUGAGCUGUGCCCACUUUGGGGGGCUGUUUUCUGGCGGGUUGGUGAGUAGAGAGGGCACUGGAGGUUAGCAAAGUCAGUGGCAGACAAAAGCUGGAAUUACUUUUGGGGCGAUGAGGGUGCUGAGGGUUAUAAGUAUAUUAACAUCUCAUGAGGGCCCUCGAAUGUGCCACAGCGAGUCACUUGAUUACACGUAUGUUAUUUAGUUAAAUUUGUGAAAAUUAUGAGAUGCUCACCAACCCGGUGAUAAACUCGCUCCCUCGCUAUUGGCUGGCCUGGUCACAUGGCCGCCAACUUUAUUCAGUUGACAGCAAGUAGGAGGGCCCUAUGGAAGGAGAAAAAAAGACAACACGAGAAAAAUUAGUAUUUUCUACCUUCUGAAAUUAAUGGCCAUGAGUUCGUACAUGGUGAACUCCAAGUAUGUGGACCCCAAGUUCCCUCCCUGCGAGGAAUAUUUGCAGGGCGGCUACCUAGGCGAGCAGGGAGCCGACUACUACGGCGGCGGCGCACAGGGUGCUGACUUCCAGCCCCCAGGGCUCUAUCCGCGGCCCGAUUUCGGUGAGCAGACCUUCGGAGGCGGCGGCCCGGGCCCGGGCUCGGCGCUGCCCACGAGGGGUCACGCGCAAGACCCAGCAGGCCACUACGGCGCCCCCGGAGAGCCGUGCCCGGCGCCCCCUGCGCCCCCGCCCGCGCCCCUGCCAGGCGCCCGGGCCUGCAGCCAGCCGGGCGGCCCCAAGCAGCCGCCCCCAGGGACGGCACUCAAGCAGCCGGCUGUGGUCUACCCCUGGAUGAAGAAGGUGCCCGUGAACUCCGUGAACCCCAACUACACCGGCGGGGAGCCCAAGCGGUCCCGGACAGCCUACACCCGGCAGCAAGUCCUAGAACUGGAAAAGGAAUUUCAUUUUAACAGGUAUCUGACGCGGCGCCGUCGGAUUGAAAUCGCUCACACCUUGUGUCUGUCUGAGCGCCAGAUCAAGAUCUGGUUCCAGAACCGGAGGAUGAAGUGGAAAAAAGACCACAAGCUGCCCAACACCAAAGGCAGGUCCUCGUCCUCCUCGUCCUCCUGCUCCUCCUCGGCCGCCCCCGGCCAGCAUUUGCAGCCGUUGGCCAAGGACCACCACACGGACCUGACGACCUUAUAGAAGUGGGGACCCUGGGCCCAUCCCUCCCUGCGCUCCCGGCUGAGCCGAAGCCGCAGGGGCAGGCCCGGCCUGCUGUCACCUCGCUGGGCUCUAAGGUACUGUAGGGUGGACCUGGGACGUGCAGGCCGUCCUUGGACUAGGUUAGCAUCCUGCCCGAGGGCAGCCCCCUACCUGGAGCGGGUAUGGGGGUGGGAGGGGGACGGGACUCUCUCUCUAAGUAUAUGAUCAUAUGGCAGGAGCUACUGAGAACAUAAAACCUUGGCGAGUCAUUAAACUCAUGAAAAUCUCC
Myotis lucifugus (little brown bat) is the source of this 4239-nucleotide messenger RNA. It is a transcript of the gene HOXD4, whose product is annotated as homeobox D4. Gene Ontology annotation, biological process: regulation of transcription by RNA polymerase II; embryonic skeletal system morphogenesis; anterior/posterior pattern specification. The record is from RefSeq and is a predicted model, not a curated record. The transcript is spliced from 2 exons. NCBI's taxonomy places the organism in Eukaryota, Metazoa, Chordata, Mammalia, Chiroptera, Vespertilionidae. Gene Ontology annotation, molecular function: RNA polymerase II cis-regulatory region sequence-specific DNA binding; DNA-binding transcription factor activity, RNA polymerase II-specific. Bases 3195 to 3950 code for a protein of 251 amino acids. Gene Ontology annotation, cellular component: nucleus.